AAUAAGGUGUUACUAAACCCAGUGUCCUGCAUUCACUAUAUCACCCAGGACCCUGCAUUCACUAUAUCUGGUCUCCCAGGACCCUGCAUUCACUAUAUCUGGUCUCCCCGAACCCUGCAUCCACUAUAUCUGGUCUCCCAGGACCCUGCAUCCACUAUAUCUGAUCUCCCCGGACCCUGCAUCCACUAUAUCUGGUCUCCCAGGACCCUGCAUUCACUAUAUCUGGUCUCCCAGGACUCUGCAUUCACUAUAUCUGGUCUC
Staurois parvus is the source of this 261-nucleotide messenger RNA. Lineage: Eukaryota; Metazoa; Chordata; Amphibia; Anura; Ranidae. The record is from the annotation of a GenBank genome assembly.